Hyphopichia burtonii NRRL Y-1933 is the source of this 177-nucleotide messenger RNA. RefSeq lists its product as uncharacterized. Gene Ontology annotation, cellular component: mitochondrion. The coding region runs from base 1 to 177 and encodes 58 amino acids. NCBI's taxonomy places the organism in Eukaryota, Fungi, Ascomycota, Pichiomycetes, Serinales, Debaryomycetaceae. The transcript has a single exon. The record is from RefSeq and is a predicted model, not a curated record. Gene Ontology annotation, biological process: mitochondrial respiratory chain complex I assembly; electron transport chain.
AUGAGUAAUCCAUGGGCCAAAAGAGAUGCUUGGAGGUAUGAAGGACAGUUCACCCGUUUCAACAGAUUCAAAAAUGCGUUUCCAGGAUUCGGGAUUGCCGUUGGAACUUUUUCAAUUUAUCUUGCUUAUGAACAUUUCUUCUUAAAGAAGGAUCAUGGACAUGAUGAACAUCAUUAA